GCAUUUCAGAUUAGAAGUUUGCUAUUAUAUUGCAGGUGUGGAUGCUCCAGGGUUAGAAUUUGAUGGCAGAACUUAUUUGCUCCUAACCGUGCACCCGAAGAUCAAUCGUCUUUGGAAAAGUCAGUCUUAAAAUCCCAUACUGGCUAAGAGACCCAUGGAUGUGGCUGAUUGCUCGAUCAGCAAAGCUUGCAUACAUGACAUGAGGAAAGCCAGUUUUACCAUUUUCUUGGUUGCCAUAAUUGACGACGGUUUGGCCUUGAAGGCAAGCUGUUCUCUGUGGUGAUUACCACUUGACCUUUGAAAACUUCUUCAAAUGUGCAUUGCCAAAUCAAAGUGGUUCAUGUUUUGAAAUCUUUAAUGCACUACUAUAAGGUUUGGAUCUAGUUGCUGUUAAAAUUUAAUCCAGUUGCGUACCUAUGUUAGGAAACUUCCAUUUGCAAACGCUUGGCAAACAAUCUACACAUGAAGUUCCAUUCUCUUUCUGCUCAAAAUUGUUUAAAAUAUAUUGAGGUUUACUUUUUUUCACCUUGGUCUGUAGGUAGUAAGUGACAUGUUGUUCGGUAUGUGACACUUGUGUAAAGUGGUUGAAGUGUAGAGUGGCUUCCUUACUAAGUUGUCCUCCUCGGUGCCAAAUUCUGAUUCGGAGAAUUUGCAUUAAGUAGUGUGAUGUCACUUCCUUGGGAUGUCUCAGUGCUUCACAGUUGCUAUCUGAGCAAGUGUGACCACUAAUGCGCGCAAAGACCUACCAGCAGCAAAUCAGUUCAGUGAAUAUUUGAUUUUUCUUUCUGUCCUACUUCAGUGAGCACUUUGGACCAGAUAAUUCUGCUCUUUGAAUAGCAGGAUCUUUGCGUUAGCUGGUAUUUGUGAAUUAAACUGAAACUCCACCUACUAGAACAGGUUGGCGAGGCCUUGGUGUAACAUCUCACCUGGAGACUUGGGCAAUGCCUUCAUAUAUUCAUUUCAUGUUGGAAUUUCUAUUUUCGACUUUCAGGUUUUAUUUCAAAAUCUGAAGGUAAUUCAGCUACUUCACGGAUUUACUAAGUAUCUAGCACUUGAUCAUUCAUGUGAAAUGUAAAGGAAGCCUUUGUGAAUUGAGGUUUUAACCUCACGAAAAAAUGUUUUGCCUUUUCAAUGAAUAAGAUGUUGGAAUGUGUUGUGUAUAAGAUUUGUAUAGCCCUAGGCUGUGAAUGCAGAAAGCAGAACUUGAAAGCUAGAUUUCUGCUUUUGCAGUGUUGGUGAUUUUUGAGACUGCAAUAUCAUUUACAUUUAACUGUAGUGCUCCAUCCAUUUAGUGAAGUUUGUAAUUGGUUUAGCGAUUAGUUUUUGAAGCCAUUAGGAGCAUCUCAGGAAAAAGUAGAACCUGAGCAUAUUUGAAUAUGCAAACAUUGACUAGAAUGUUCCACUGGGAUAUAUAAUGCUUGUGUGAUUUAGCAACAAGCUUGAGAAGGGACAUUUCUGAACUUGAGUAUUCUACUUUUAAUCGUCAUAGUGGUGUUCAGUUGCAAAGAGAGGGUUAUGCAAAAAGGCUUGCCAUUAACACAAAGGGAUAUCCAUCCCAAAGUUUUCUAUUGGCACACAAACAGUAAAAGUAUGAUAAAGGGAAAAGUAGGAUUUCUAACGGGAGAUUGUGUUUAAUUUGGUGGGUUUGUUUCGGAAAGGUGACAUUUAGAUGGUAGUGUUUUUGUGGUGUAUGUGGGCCUCGGAUGCAUUUCGUACAAUGCCGCACAACUUGGAAAGUUGUAGCACAGGAUAGCUAGGAUGGUAGCAACAUUCAUGCAAAACUGGCUGAAGGAUGGGAAGCAAAGAUUGGUUCAUAGAGAUUCCUCUGGCAGGUUUGCAGUGGGGUUCCCCAGGGACCCUUUCUCUUCCUAAUUAUCUAAUAAUGGUCUAGAUUUUGGUGUGUCAGGAACAAUUUCCUAAUCUGUGGAUGAUAAAAUUUGGCUGCACUGUAAAUUGAAGAUAAUGUAAAACUACAAAACCAGUCUUUCUCACAUUGAAUAUCAUUUGGCCAUUCCAGCAACUUGUCAAUGCAGGGCAGUUAGGGAUGUUGAAUUUGGGUAGAAGAGAAGCGUAAAAUGAUGGGCACUGUCCUAAAAGGUGUGCAGGAGCAGAGAUCUCAAGUGUAUAUAUUUGCAUAAACUAAUAAAGGUGGCAGAACAGGUGGAGUGAGCUGUCGCUAAAGUAUCCCAGGCUUUAUUAAUAUGGACUUUUAGAGUACUGGAUCAACAAACUUAUGUUGAACUUUAGGAAUUCCUAGUUAGAUUUCAGUUUGAGGUUUGUGUACAGGUCUGAACACUAUACUUCAUGAAAACGGUGUACACACUGGAGAGUGUGCAGAUUUACUAGAAUGGUUCCAGGGUUGACAAACUUCAGUUAUGAGAAUACAUUGGAAAACUUGGGAUUCUUAUUCUUGGAGAGGGGAAGCCAUAAGUUGGCAUUUGAUAAAGGUUUUCACAAUCAUGAAGGGGAUGGGCUGAGUUGAUGGGGAGAAACUUCACUCAAAAUGAUUAAGAACCAGGAUCACAUAGGUAAUUUGCAAAAGAAGCAAAUGCGAUGAGAAUAAACUUUGCGUACCAAGUAGUGUGUGUCUGGAAUGCACUGCCUGUGUUGGAGGGAGGUUUUAGUUAGAGGAUGCCCUAACAAAGCCAUAAAGGCACAGUCAUAAUGCUUGUUGAGAGCCUCUGCAGGGACAAUGGGCUGAACAGCCUCCUGCAAGGUAAAAAUUCUGUUAAUUGCACAAGCCUGUAACCCAAACUAGGGGCCCUAAUCUAAAAGACGAAGAACUGUGGAUGAUGAAAAUCUGACAUAAAAACACAUUGCUGGAGAAAUUCAGAAAGUUUGUCAUCACAGAGAGAAGGAAGAAUCAAUGUUUCAGAUUCAGUGAUCCAUCUGCAGAGCUUUGGCUCUAACGUAAAUGAUUUUAGGUGAUAGAUCGACUUUGUAGGGGAAGGAGUUUGGGUAAAUCCAUUGAAAAGAAAUACUGUCGGGUGUAGUUGGCUGUCAAUUUUCAGGCUACAACAACUUUAUGAAGUUCAUUUGAGGUUUCUUCCAAUGACCCCUUUUUCAGGCAGUACCUGGCAUGCAGAUUAAUCCAUUUACUUUUACAGCUUUGCUGAAAGCCAGCUAGGUCUUCAGCAUCCCUCAAACAGUCCUUAGUCUACUUGAUUAAUUUUUAAUCUGUUGAAGUGGAGUGAAUGAAAAUAUUAAAUUGAAAACAAGGUAUUCCUACUCCGGUGAUGAAGCUCAGCCUCCAUUAAAACCAUUUAUUCGUUGUAUUGUCUGAACUGAGAUGAGAAAAAAAGUAACUGCCAUUGGAAUGAUUUUAGAACUAAGUGCUAAGGUUAUUUCCCCUGCUGCUUUGUUCUUGGCUGCAAAGGUAGAGGAACAGCCACGUAAACUUGAGCAUGUCAUAAAAGUGGUGCAUGCCUGCUUGAAUCCUCAAGAACAGCCACUAGAUGUUAAGAGUGAUGCAUACCUUCAACAAGCCCAAGAUCUGGUCAUACUUGAAAGUAUUAUUCUGCAAACCUUGGGUUUUGAGAUUACUAUAGAACACCCUCAUACUGAUGUGGUGAAAUGUACCCAGUUAGUGAGAGCAAGCAAGGAUUUGGCACAGACAUCCUAUUUCAUGGCUACCAACAGUUUGCAUCUGACAACAUUUUGCUUGCAGUACAAACCUACCGUGAUAGCGUGUGUGUGUAUACAUCUGGCUUGCAAGUGGUCCAACUGGGAAAUACCUGUAUCCACAGAUGGAAAACAUUGGUGGGAAUAUGUGGAUCCAUCUGUAACUCUGGAAUUACUUGAUGAGUUAACGCAUGAAUUUCUGCAAAUACUGGAGAAAACUCCAAGCAGAUUGAAGAGGAUACGAAACUGGCGGGCUAAUCAGGCUGCAAAGAAACCAAAAGUAGAUGGUCAGAUAGCUGAUAAUGUUCUUCCUGGUUCAUCUGGGCCCCAUGAAUCUACGUGUUCUGUUGGUGGUGAUCCUGCUUCGAGUACAAAUUUUCCUAAAUCAAAUUCCACAACUGCUCUACCUGCAUCAUUGAACUCUGGUGGUAUUUCAAUGCCUGCACAUGUCCCUGAGAUGAUGGCUACUACUUCAUUCAGUUCUACCUCCCAGCAAGAGUGGCCUCAGCAUCCACACCAGAACAUGGAGCAAGUUCAUUCUCAUAAACAAGAUCUGUCAGCACCUGUCAACAAAAAUGAUGUGAUCUGCGCUCAGCAGUCAACUUCUGGACAGUUAGCUCAAAGCCAUCAUCGAUCUGAAAAGGUUUCAGGGCACUCAUCUAGUAAACAUGAACAUCUUAAAUCUGGUAACGGCAAACAUCAUGGAUUCCCCCUUCCAUCUGUACCAGCUCCUCAAAAAUUAGCUUUGGACAGAUACAGGGAAAAAUUUGCUGCAGAACUUGCAGUACAGAAACGCAAACUAGAAACACUGGAGUCUGAUGUGAAAGAACAAUAUGCUUCUGCUGCUCAAGCCCUGGUAGAACAACAGAAAAAACGUGCACCAGCGCAGCAGCAAAUUCAGCAUAAUAGUAAUUCUGUGACUUCACCAAUUAAAAUGAAAAUCCCUAUUUCAUCAGAAAAAUCAGAAAGACAUGCAGCUGAUAAAAAGGAAAAGGGUUUGCUUAAAUUGAGGAUACCUAUCCCACCGACAGAAAAGGCUUCUAAGGAUGAGCUAAAAAUGAAAAUUAAAGUCCCCUCGUCUGAAAGACACAGCUCCUCAGAUGAGGGCAGUGGUAAGAGCAAGCACACCAGUCCACAUGCAAACAAGGAUCAUAAGGAAAAACGGAAGGACCAUUCUUCUCACCAUCACCACCAUAGCAGCCACAAGCAUUCGCAUAGUAGCAGCAGUAGUGGGAGUAGUAGACAUGGUAUCGAUGGAUCGAAAGGAGGAGCUUUGCGGAGUCCCGUGGGUCUGAGCGGUGAUGGCAGCUCCACUGGCUCCAGCUCUUCACGCAAGAGGGCGCACGCCAGUGAUACCUCUCACAACCACCAUCCCAAAAUGAGCAAAACCUCCAAGACUGCAGGUACUUCAUCUAGCUCUUCUUCCUCUUCCUCUUCUUCUUCCUCCUCUGUGAAGCAGUAUAUAUACCCUUACAACUUAAUUCUUAACCUUCCCUCCUCCCCUCCUCCCACUGUCACAUACCAGGUGGGCUAUGGACAACUCAGCACCCUCAUGAAACUGGAUAGGAAACCUACAGAGGCCAACGGUCACAACGCCAAUCCAGAAUACAAUGCAAACAGUCAGCACAUGGACUACAAAGAUACUUACGAUAUGCUGGAGUCACUCUUAAGUGCCCAAGGAGUGAACAUGUAGCCGUCAUUCGAAGCCUGUGUUUGAAGUUGGAAUUCUCCCUCUUAAUUCAGCUGUGACAAAAGUCAUUGCUGCCACUGCUUCCAUUAGAUCUGAGCGCUGCUUCCCCAUUCUCCACUUUGAUAAGGAGAUUAGCGUAAGCAUAAUCAGAGGUGAAUGUUGAAAGGGUUGUGCUCUACAUAGUAUUAUUACAAAACUGUAACUUCUAGCAUGAAAUGUGCAUAUU
Molecule: messenger RNA, 5537 nt
Organism: Rhincodon typus (whale shark)
Lineage: Eukaryota; Metazoa; Chordata; Chondrichthyes; Orectolobiformes; Rhincodontidae
Gene: ccnt2a
Product: cyclin T2a
Exons: 8
Coding region: 3290-5314 (674 amino acids)
Biological process (GO): regulation of transcription by RNA polymerase II; positive regulation of DNA-templated transcription, elongation
Cellular component (GO): cyclin/CDK positive transcription elongation factor complex; nucleus
Molecular function (GO): cyclin-dependent protein serine/threonine kinase activator activity
Source: RefSeq, a predicted model, not a curated record